This is a messenger RNA of Aspergillus glaucus CBS 516.65, 1301 nucleotides long. Its product is annotated as Mov34/MPN/PAD-1 family protein. The record is from RefSeq and is a predicted model, not a curated record. Gene Ontology annotation, biological process: protein deneddylation. Gene Ontology annotation, cellular component: COP9 signalosome; cytoplasm. The coding region runs from base 1 to 1005 and encodes 334 amino acids. Gene Ontology annotation, molecular function: protein binding; deNEDDylase activity; metallopeptidase activity. Lineage: Eukaryota; Fungi; Ascomycota; Eurotiomycetes; Eurotiales; Aspergillaceae. The transcript has 2 exons.
AUGGACAUAGCACAAAAGUCAUGGGAACUCGAAAAUACCAUCUCCCUCUUUGACCCCACCCGCGAUGCCCUCUACCAAUACAAUGAAGAAACCCACAAGUCCCUCAAUGCCGCCCGCCCCUGGGCCAAAGAUCCGCACUACUUCAAACACAUCCGCAUCUCCGCCGUCGCCCUCCUAAAAAUGACCAUGCACGCGCGCUCCGGUGGCUCCCUCGAAGUCAUGGGCCUGAUGCAGGGCUACAUCCUGCCCAACACAUUCGUGGUGACGGAUGCCUUCCGGUUACCGGUUGAGGGGACGGAGACUCGUGUUAACGCGCAGGACGAGGCGAAUGAGUAUAUGGUGGGGUAUUUGCAGUCGUGUCGGGAUGCGGGGAGGAUGGAGAAUGCAGUGGGGUGGUAUCAUAGUCAUCCGGGGUAUGGGUGUUGGUUGUCGGGUAUUGAUGUGAUGACGCAGGAUAUGCAGCAGUUGAGUGGGCCAUUCGUUGCCGUGGUCAUCGAUCCAGAACGAACUAUUUCGGCGGGCAAGGUUGAUAUUGGUGCGUUCCGGACGUUUCCUAAGGACUAUACGCCGCCGAAGACGGGAGAUGAGGAUGAUGAAUAUCAGGCUAUUCCGUUGAAUAAGGUGGAGGAUUUUGGCGCGCACGCUGCGCAGUACUAUGGGCUUGAAGUGUCGCACUUUAAGAGCACGCUUGAUACGGAACUUCUUUCGCUACUGUGGAACAAAUACUGGGUCGCUACGCUCAGCCAGAGUCCCCUCUUCACCACCCACGACUACGGAAGUAAGCAGAUGAUGGAUCUGAGUCAGAAGGUCAAGCGGGCUGCCAAGGGGAUUGAGAACAGUGGAUCGAGAGGCGGGGUUAGUUCGAGCCAGGACCAACAGUUGGAUAAGGUGGUGAGGGAUGGUCAGCGGAUUGUCUCAGAGGAGGUGAAGGGGUUGUUAGCCGCUGAGGUGAAGAUGAAGCUCUUCCAAGGGGUUGGGGAGAAGCCGACGAAGACAGAGACUUGAUUGAGUCUAUUUGGAAUGAGAUACGACAAUGACUACUUUAGCUCAAUGACAUGAAAAUUCUUUUCGCUCACGAAUCUGGAUUUUAAUAUUAUGAUGAUAUGCUGCUUCUUCACACUACACCUACACUAUUCCAUAGAGAAUGGAGCAAUUGCCAUAGAAUAUAGUGAUAUUCACAACCCUAACCCAACCAUACAAACCAAAGUAGAGUAUCAAAAGGACCGGGAUAUAAUCAAUCAUGAUAGACCUGAUAGACAGACACGGACAAUAAAAGAAACGCUAGCAAAGUAGCACAUGUC